CUCUCUCUCUCUAUCUUUGUGUUUAAUGUGAAUCACAUUUUAUGGUGAGUGGGCUGUGUGUGUGUGUGGCUUUUAGUCGCUUUCUAGUAAAACUCUUGAGUAUUAAUCGCAUUCUUAUGCUGGAUUCUUGAUUAAGAUCAGAAUCAUGAGUGCAAGAGUUAGCCCCAAAUUUGACUUAAUUAGCAAGAGCAAGAGCAAGAGCAGUUUUAGGAUUGGGGUUUGCAGGAGGAUUCCAAGGCAAACAAUUCGAACUAGUUAUGUCCCAUCAAGAUUUCUCUACUGGUUUUAGGGUUUAUGAGAAAUACAUUAGUAGAGAGAGAGAGAGAGAGAAAUAGUAGAAAGAAAAUGGUGAGAGGCAAUAAUUAUGAGGGAAUGGACCAUUUUUGCAGGGUGUGGAAGAGAACCAACAUGAGGUUGUCGGUUGUUUUGUAGAGUAAGUCCCUCUCUGUGCCACCACACCCUUACACCAAAUUCCCCAACUUAUCUCACAUCAAUAUCAUCUCACUCAUUUUACACACAAAACACACACUCACUCCCCUCUCCUCAUUUCUUUAUGGGCUUUAACUUAACUUCAAAAUCCUGGAUUCCUGUUGGGAGACACACAGACGACUUCUUUUCUUGCAACCUUAUACUCUCUCUCUCUCUCUCUCUCUCUUGAUUACUUUAAUCCCUCCCCCCAUUUUCCCUGAAUCAGUGCUAUUGUCCACGUCUUUACAUGCCUUGCCUGAAACUUCAUUUGCUGUUCAUGACGGUGCUGCACUGACAUCUUCUGUCGUUUUAUCAAAGGUAGAAGUUUUUUUAAUUGCUGAGUGGCGGUCCCAUAUCUUAGUCUUAUGUCCGAAUUUUGUUUCAAGAUUCUGUGAUUUAUUACUGUUUCCAACCCCUCCCUUAGAUUUUCUUGAUAUUAAUUAAGCCAUUAAUUGUGGUCAAUUCUUUUAUCUAUAUGCUCCUCCAUCUCCUGCUUGCCUGUGGGGUGAGAAUAACAUGAAAAUGGGGUGGUGGGGUUUGCACUCACAAACUCCAAAUUAAACCUCAGAUAAUUACUCCUCACUAAUUAUCUGUUCUAACAUUAGCUCAUCAAAGUUGAUGCUUUUAAGGAAAAGGUCAGAGGUUGAUGAGAUUCUGAUGUUUAGGACAAGGAGGGACUAAUUAGGAGCAAAAUCUGUGUCUCUUCUUGUAUAUUCAAGUAGUAUAGAGAAAUUUUAUGGAACGGAGAGGUCAAGAAAGGGAUGUAGGAAUCCCGAAUUCCAUGGGUUACACACCACCACAGAUGAUUCAAGAAUCUCCGGUGAAGCUGCCUCUUGCUCCUAUCCUCUCCACUCCGCCUGACCGGAGAGCAAAUGCAAUGGUUUCCACCCGCCGCGGAAGCUCAAUUUUUAGUCCUACCCAAACCCUAGAUCAUCACUACAAUCCUCCACCUCCUCCGCAGCAACACCGUCAGCUCAGCCCUCCUCCGCCGCCGCCACAGCAGCAGCAACCUGUUGUACAGAAAGACCACAGCCCAGAUCCAGAUCCGCCCCCCACAACUACCCCAACAACCGGUGGGGCAUCAAAUUCGAAGAAACCAACUCAGCCGCAGGCUCCACCACCAGUACAAGGCUCAGCACCUUCCGCCGCUGGUAAUAUUAGAUAUAGAGAAUGUCUCAAGAAUCAUGCUGCAGCCAUGGGAGGCCAUGUUGUGGAUGGAUGCGGAGAAUUCAUGCCUAGUGGAGAGGAGGGCACGCCGGAAUCCUUGAGAUGUGCCGCCUGUGAUUGCCACCGUAACUUCCACCGGAAAGAAGUCGACGGCGAGCAAUCCCACUACUACACAUACAAUCCCAACACCGGCAACAAAAACAGCCAUCGAAACCCGAUACUCCACGGGCAGACUCCAUCCUCAGCGCCCCCCCAUCACAAACACUCUCUUUCUUACUCCCAAGGCUUCACCACCGGCCCCACGCCGCCCACAAUGGUGAACUUCGGUGGAAACAGUGGAGGGGCGGCAGCAGAGUCGUCAAGCGAGGAUCUCAACAUGUUCCAGUCCGGCAGCGGCGUACAUGCAACGGGGCAGACGUCAUUUUCCGGGUCAAAAAAGAGGUUCAGAACGAAAUUCAGCCAAGAACAGAAGGAUCGGAUGCAUGAAUUCGCAACAAAGCUGGGGUGGAGGAUUCAGAAACAAGACGAGAAAGAAGUGCAGGAAUUUUGCAGUGAGGUCGGGGUGAAGAGGCAGGUUUUCAAGGUGUGGAUGCACAACAACAAACAAGCCAUGAAGAAGAGACAAAUCUGAUCAUCAAGGCAAGAAUCUUCCACGCCCCGUUAAUUCCACAUUAUUCUAAUUAAGGAUUUUAGGUAAUCAAUUAGCAGUAUGAUGAAUUUUUUAGCUUGUGUAUCAUCAUCUAAUGUAGAAAAAAUUUCAUGAAUUUUAGAGGGUCGAGCUAAUUUAUUACG
Molecule: messenger RNA, 2427 nt
Organism: Sesamum indicum (sesame)
Lineage: Eukaryota; Viridiplantae; Streptophyta; Magnoliopsida; Lamiales; Pedaliaceae
Gene: HB24
Product: homeobox protein 24
Biological process (GO): regulation of developmental process; regulation of DNA-templated transcription
Cellular component (GO): nucleus
Molecular function (GO): DNA-binding transcription factor activity; transcription cis-regulatory region binding
Source: RefSeq, a predicted model, not a curated record